Messenger RNA from Cinara cedri, 1320 nucleotides. The record is from the annotation of a GenBank genome assembly. NCBI's taxonomy places the organism in Eukaryota, Metazoa, Arthropoda, Insecta, Hemiptera, Aphididae.
GUCAUCGUUCGUCUGCAGUCUUCAGCGGUCAAACUACACCACACCACAGCCACUAAACUCUCCGACAGUCGACCGACAAACAAAAUCGACCGACAAUGCAAUUCCAAGUGAGUCAUAUGCGCAUACGUUUUUUUUUUCUUUUUUUUCUUUUUUCGUUUUCAUCUUUUCUGAAAGUAAAUGUUCUCUGGGUGGCACUUUAAAAAGGCCAUUUUUUUGAAAUUCUCAUUAAUAUUCGAGGAGCGUUCUGUUUCUUUAGGUUUUUUCUGAUUGAAAGAUUAAAAAUAAGGUUGUCAUAGGCCACCGUUUUUAUUUAUUUUUCGUUAUUAUUAUGUUUUUAUUAUUUUAUAAAAUCGUUUAUAGGCAAUCAAUGUUUUCACGGAAACGCACAUUGUUGAAAAAGCUUUACUAUAAAUCGAGCUAUAUUAAAAUAAAAUCAAUUUCGAUUUCAAUACAUUCUUUUAACUAGCUAUUCAUCUUUAUACAUCUCUAUAUUUCUUUAUUCUAUGUUUAAACAUCACUAUCGACUGAACUCCGUUCAGAUUCGUUUUUUUUCGUCAGCAAUGGUUUAUCGUUGCUCACACAGAUAUCAAUUAAAUUUCCCCUCCAUAUCCCGCCAUCCCGACUUCUCGCCCACAUCGUGCGAAGUGCACCGGUUUUUUUUUUGUUUUUGAGAUUUAAUUCGCUCGCGUUUACUUUUUGAAAACGAAUUCCCGUGUGUAAAAUACAGGAAAAAUAAAAAUGAAAUGAAAAAUGCUCCAAUACUAUGUGUCCGCAGAUGUUAUUCGCUUUAUUCGCCAUGGUCGUGUGCUUCGCCGCCGCCGCCGAAGAAGUCAAAUCGUCGCCAUCGUCGGCUCAAUCCGCCAACGACCGAAGCAAACGCGGUCUCUUAGCCGCCCCGCUGGUGGCCGCUCCGUACGUAGCCUCGCCGUACGCCGCAGCCCCGUACGUAGCCUCGCCGUACGCCGCAGCCCCGUACGUAGCCUCGCCGUACGCCGCCGCCCCGUACGCUGCAGUCGCUUCCCCUUACGUUUCUCCGUACGCCGCGUACCCGUACGCGGCCAAGACUUUGGCCUCCCCGUACGCAUAUUACCCGUGAACGAGCCGACGCGAAAAUUACGCUCGUAAAAAAGCUCUCCGCAAGUUACCGAAAGAAUUUGUUCCACGAAAAAAAAAAAAAAAUCAUGUAUAUAUUCAUACUCAUAUGUCUGUUAACCGUGAAAUAUUAAAACCGAUAUAAGAAUUGAGAUAACGUUUUUGUUAAAAUAUAAAUAAAAAUCGAAUUUUUUUUUUUUUUUAUAACUUUUUGUUUUGUUUAUUAUA